CUCCUAAUCCUAUUCCCCGUUCCCCAUCGGGGUCAUCCUGCCCGGUUCAAGUUCACACCUCCCUCCCUCCGGGUAUUCAAGCCCCAGUCACGGCGUACCUGAUUCUUAAAAUAAGCUCUUUUCGUUGCGUAUCGCGUCAUGUUUCCACCGACCGAAGGUCAAAUUCCAGAAAUUUGCCAGACGGGUUAUCCGUAUACGUUCGGUGGUGGGGUGAGCCAGCCACCAAUCCCUGUGCCGUAUUUACUCCGCGACUCUCACACAAGGCCGGUCACAAACAGAUCACAUCCACGACUGCCCGGUACGAAAUUACUGUUCCUCAGGAGCGUUUCAAGGCCUAUUUGAAAGAUAUGAACAUCUUAUACAUGAAUGUUGUGGACUCCGCCUGUGUUCGAUUCAUCGGACGAGCACGUCUGGACCACAUCGAACGACUAUCCAUGGAAAACCCGGUUCAUACUGUUCUACCUGUCACGGACGAAGUUGGAGAAAAGCUGGGAGAACUAACAGUAUCAAUUUCUAUCGAAGUCGUGGUUGAUGCCUCUAGCAAACAACCGAAUGCCCGCGUGAGUGGGGACGUUCGGUCCCCCCAACUGCCACAACGUCGCUUAGAUGAGCCAGCGGACGGCGAGAGUGCUCACUGCCUGCCUGAUCCCACCCAGUCCCGACCCCAGGAUGAACAGCAGGACCAACAACCACCUAUCUCAUGCAUCUCAAAAGAACAUGUAAUAGAUGAAGACUUGUCCGACGACGGCAUCAAUCCUGACAUAUCCGCCCAGCCAGACUCGUCACCACUGGUGCGACCACCCCCGACGGAUGGCGAUCACCAAACUCACAAACUCAAUGCGUUGUUCCAUCAUUUCAAUAGAAAUUUGAUCUCAAAACCUAUCGAGUCACGACAGCUACCUGAAAGCGAGCAGUGUACCGGCGGUCGCCACAUGUCGAAUGGAAUGCUUCGGAGUUCAGAUAUGCUUGCCCCUCAGUUCACCGGGAUUCCCUCUGCUAACAGGUUCCCGUCCAAUCCCGAACUUCAUCUCGGUUCUCUAAGUUUGGACGAUCAAAAUCCUCCGUGCGACGGACUCCUGGAAAACACUCGGAGGCUUUUAAGUCUGAUCCAUAGCCAGCCUGUUGAUUCGAAUGUGGCUUCCGUCAAUCAGCUGUUGUUCUCUUCUCCUCACGAUGACCCAAUCGAGGGGACUUGCAAUCUUGAAGACAGUCCAAUUCAGCACUUCAGUCAGAACGAACAUCUUGUCGAAGAGUUGUUUUUCCCGUCUAACAAUCAUCCGAGGGAAAUACUGUUUCAAUCUUUUGAGUUGUUACUCGAUGUCCAACUGCUACCUCUGAAAGAAAGAAGGCCUUCGCUGCGGAGUUUUUUUAUUGGGAAACACU
Molecule: messenger RNA, 1383 nt
Organism: Opisthorchis viverrini
Lineage: Eukaryota; Metazoa; Platyhelminthes; Trematoda; Opisthorchiida; Opisthorchiidae
Exons: 7
Biological process (GO): centriole elongation; cilium assembly
Cellular component (GO): centriole; centriolar satellite
Source: RefSeq, a predicted model, not a curated record